AUGACGCUCAUAAUGCAUUUAAUGGCAUUUAUUGUGAGACCCACACCCGCCUCCUCCGCCUCUCCCUCCUCCCUUCCCCUCCCCUCCCUCUCCCUCUUCCUCCUCAUGCACCGCUCCGGGCCCCACCCCGAUCGCUACACCCUCCCUCUGGCCCUCAAAGCCUCCUCCCACCUCUACUCCCCCUCCCUCGCCUCCCAACUCCAUUGCCUCUCCGUCAAGCACGGGCUUGAUCGAAGCGAGUACACGGAGAGCGGGGUUAUUAGCUCGUACGCCAAGUUGGGGUUGUUUGAGAGUGCGCGCAGGGUGUUUGAUGAAAAUGCUGAGAGAAAAGUUGGGUCUUGGAAUGCGAUGAUUAAUGGGUAUUCGAACGGUGGGGAGGGGGUUGAGGUUGUGAGAUUGUUUGUGGAGAUGAGGAGGAGAGGGGUUGUGGAGGACGAGAUGACGAUGAUUGGGGUUGUGUCGGCUUGUGGAGGGUUGGGAGAUUUUAGGCUGGCUCAGCAGGUUCACAAGUGUGCGAUUCAGGUGAAGAGUUCAGAUAGACUUGACAUCACAGUCUCUAACUCACUAAUCGACAUGUACUGCAAAUGCGGACGCACAGACCUAGCACACCGAGUAUUUUCUAGGGUUUCACAGCGCAACGUCUCAACAUGGACAUCAAUAGUCACUGGUUUCGCUACAUACGGCCAAGAAAAACUCGCAUUAGACUUCUUCAACAAAAUGAUUGAGGAAAAAAUACACCCUAACCAUGUAACAAUGGUGGCUGUUUUAAAUGCUUGCACACAUGGUGGCUUAAUCAAAGAAGGAAUCCAUUUCUUGGAGAAUAUGAAAGAGCUCUAUAAUAUUGAACCAAAUGCAUUGCAUUAUGGAUGUGUUGUUGAUAUGUUGGGUAGGGUUGGGAGGUUGAAGGAGGCGAGAAAGGUAGUAGAGAGAAUGCCAAUGGGGGCGAACGUUGUAAUUUGGGGGACACUGCUUGGGGCGAGUGAGAAGUAUGGAGAUGUGAAGGUUGGAGAGUGGGCGGCGAAGAAUUUGAUGGAGUUAGAACCUUGGAAUGAUGGGGUUUAUGUUGUUUUGUCGAAUAUUUAUGCAAAGGUUGGGAUGUGGGAGAAGGUGGAGAGGUUGCGGAAGGAGAUGAGGGCGAGGAGAGUGGAGAAGGUGCCCGGUUAUAGCUUGGCGACAAGGGAUUUGUGACAAUGUAUGAUGGUUUUGUUCAUUAGAGUUAAUUUGCAGAUAACUCCCCUCAUCUCUAUCUUCAAUAACUUUCAUUGUCCGUCGACUCGUUUAUGAGCUCUAAUAAUGGGUGGUUCCACAUUUUAACAGGGAUAAGUUGCAGAUAACCGCUCUCCGUCAACAAGAUUUGAUGAUGAUAAGUGUUACUAACGAGGUGAGGGGUGAUAAAUUCUAAUAAAGGUAUAGACGAGGGGCUUAUCUAUGAAUUAUUCUUUAUUCAUUUUUAAUUUUGAGCAGUGUAUUAUUGAGAAUACGAGUGAUGAAGGUAAGCAGCAAACAAGCUGCAGUUGUUCCUGUAAUCAGAGGUGGAAUUUAAGGAGUAGAUUAUUUGUACA
Molecule: messenger RNA, 1562 nt
Organism: Asparagus officinalis (garden asparagus)
Lineage: Eukaryota; Viridiplantae; Streptophyta; Magnoliopsida; Asparagales; Asparagaceae
Product: pentatricopeptide repeat-containing protein At1g77170
Exons: 3
Coding region: 1-1188 (395 amino acids)
Biological process (GO): RNA modification
Molecular function (GO): protein binding; RNA binding
Source: RefSeq, a predicted model, not a curated record